AUGUCAGAAGGCGAGAAAGGCACCAGGAAAACAGGAACAUUGGCUACUGGGAGUAUUCCCUCAGAAAUCAUAGAAAAAGAAUGAAAAAAGUUACUUGAAAUCCUCCAACAAGAUCCUGAUUGUACCUUAGAUACAUUAACCUCUCGGAGGCUAAUUUCUGAGGAAGAGUAUGAGAUUCUGGAGAAUAUUACAGAUCCCAUGAGGAAAAGUUGGAAGCUGUUAAUUUUGGUACAGAAAAAGGAAGAAGUAAGCGGUCAGCUUUUUCUCAACUGUUUACUUAGUACUUUUUCAGAGUCAACUACCAUUUGGGACUUAAAUCACUUAAAUCAUGAACUUCUAAAACAUGAGUAUAUAGAGCCACCGCAACCUGUGGGGGUAAGCAGGGAAGGAUUUUUUACUCCUGGAGAGAAAGAGCCUGAGAAUCCUGAGAUCACCACGUCCUUCAAAGAGAAAGAACACUUGGAUUUGGAAACCUCUGAGUCUUUCACGGACAAGAAGGUUGGUUAUCGGGAAACUGCUUGGUCCUCAAGGGAAAAUGAGAAGGAAUACAACACACCAAAAUUCACAGCUCUGCAAUUGGCUGAGAAUGUUGAAUAUGAAUUUCCAGCAACUCUUGAGUAUUUACAGGAUGAACAGAGAUAUGAGGAGCCAGAUGAUUCUUUACACUUAGGAAAAGAGGAAUAUCUAGAAUCUGUCGGGUACUCUGAAAAUGCAGACACCCCCGUGGAAGAGGAUGCUUGUGAUGACCCAGAGUGCAUUAUCUAUGUCAGCAAAGAGGACUCUUUGUAUUCUGAAACCAUGGAGUUCUCUGCUGAAGAACCGAAUUAUGAGGAUCCAGAAACUGGCAUGUCAUUGGAGGAGGAGGAGGAGAAAAGUAUGGAAGAAAGAAAGAAGUGUUUAAAGAUGUCCUGUCCUGUUUAAACCCGGAUACAAGCAGAAAGCUUCUGCCAGAUUACGUUAAACAAUUCUUCUUAGACGGAAGCUGUAGGUGGGUGACUGAGACUCCAGGUGACUUAGCCUGGAACUUCCUGAUGAAAGUUCAAGCACUGGAUAUGACAGUCAGAGAUUCAAUCCUCAGACACAAGGUUCUGGGUGAAGAUAGCAAAGGGGAAUUUUUGACUGGAGUAGAGAAUGCGGAAAUUAGAGAAACAGAAACCAUUAAUCCCCUUGAUGUCCUUUGUGCCUCUAUGCUGUAUUCAGAUAGCUCUUUGCAACGUGAAGUCAUGUCAAACACGUAUCAGUGCAGUUUGCCCUUCCCUGCUACUGCCAGAUGCAGAAAAGAACAAAAGCAUUUUAAUGCUGGGGGCCAUUAAGGACAUUGUGAAGGAGCAGUCAACGCAGUCUUCAGGAAGGCCUACAGGGGAUACAGAAAAUUUCUGACUCUCAUGAAGAUGCCUGUCGUCUCUUUUGUGCAUCUGGGAUACUGUAGCUCCUCCAAGUCCAGAAUCCUCAACACAUUGCUCAGCCCUGCCCACCUGAAAUCACACAAAAUCUUUCUCCAUCAGGAUUUGCUUGUUCUGGUGCUUCUCCAGCAGAUCUCUGAUGGCCUGGUUGAGGUAACAUGGAGUUUUCCUGAUAGUGAUGGUCUAAAGGAAAACCCCAGUUUUUUCCAGAAAGCUGUUGCUGUGGCCAACCUUCGUGGGGAUCUAGAAAGUUUUUGGACACCGUUUGGUUUCUUGAUGGAAGUUUCCUCAGCUGUGUUUUUUUUCAUUGACUGCCUAGGUGAGAAGGAAUGGGACUUGCUAAUGUUUUUAGGAGAAACUGCCACUGAAAGAUGCUACUUUGCCUCAGUCCGCAGGCCAGGGAGAAUGAGGAGGCUCAGAUUUCCCAGAGGAUCCUGAAGUUGAAGCCAUCACAGCUGCUGUUUUGGGAGGAGGAGGAAGCUGGAGAGAGAGGAAGGAACAUGGAGGGUCUUCAAGCUGCCCUGAAAGAAGUGAUGUCCUCUUCACUCAGAUGUGUGUCUGUGGAGGACAUUGCACCCCUGGCCAGGGAGUUGGGGAUACAGAUAGACCACGACUUUUAGAACAUGCAGGGGAUUCAAGUUUCCCCUACUGAAAACUUGGCUGGAACAGCUGAAGAUGAGGGACCACAAAGACACAGUCAGCCAAAAAACUCAUCUGAAAGCCCCGCUUAGAUGUCAGUAAGAGAGGCUGAGGCUAGAUGUGAGAUCAGCCAAAAUCUUCAGAAUUUCCAUCUCACCCCAGUAUUCAUGCCUCUUCUGAAAAACUGCCGUCCUUUACCAACCAGAAUUGGAGGCUCCGGACGCGCAGGCUCAGCGGCCAUGGCUCACGGGCCCAGGCUCUCCGCGGCAUGUGGGAUCUUCCCGGACCGGGGCACGAAGCCACGUGCCCUGCAUCAGCAGGCGGACUCUCAACCACUGCGCCACCAGCCCACAAGAAAGAAGAAAAAAAUCAUUAGUGAUAUGGUGUGUGCUGGGAUAUUGCUUUAGGUUCCUGGGACCUCUUGCAACAUUGGCCAAAGAUUAGUAAGAUGUGUUCUCAACCUACCCCCAGUUCAAGCUGGAAGUGUCAGAGAGUUGCAGUGCUUUCUAGGAUCACUUCACUUCACAAAACAACUCCCAAAACACAAGAAACCCCCAAACCAAAAAAACUAAAAAAAAAAACUACUUGCAAUUGAAUUCUUGUCUCAGAUCUGCUUCUGGGGGAACCCAAACUAAGACAGCCACUGAAUGCGGACUUGUACAUUGAGUGCUUAAGGAGAGUCCAUGACAUCUGGAACUCAUGCAACUGGAGUUGAAUUAAAAAAAAGAACUCUUGGGGCUUCCCUGGUGGCACAGUGGUUGGGAGUCCGCCUGCUGAUGCAGGGGACGCGGGUUCGUGCCCCGGUCCGGGAGGAUCCCGCAUGCCGCUGAGCGGCUGGACCCGUGAGCCAUGGCCGCUGAGCCUGCGCGUCCGGAGCCUGUGCUCCGCAACCGGAGAGGCCACAGCAGUGAGAGG
Messenger RNA from Physeter macrocephalus (sperm whale), 2957 nucleotides. RefSeq names its product caspase recruitment domain family member 6 (gene CARD6). Gene Ontology annotation, biological process: regulation of apoptotic process. The record is from RefSeq and is a predicted model, not a curated record. NCBI's taxonomy places the organism in Eukaryota, Metazoa, Chordata, Mammalia, Artiodactyla, Physeteridae.